Messenger RNA from Pantherophis guttatus, 8292 nucleotides. RefSeq names its product WD repeat domain 11 (gene WDR11). The record is from RefSeq and is a predicted model, not a curated record. Gene Ontology annotation, cellular component: cytoplasm. Gene Ontology annotation, molecular function: protein binding. Lineage: Eukaryota; Metazoa; Chordata; Lepidosauria; Squamata; Colubridae.
CGUUUGGUUUCGUUUUUGUAAGCGCCGGCGGAACCAAAGUUCUGGAGCGACCGGGGCAAGUCGGACCAAUUAGGGAAAAGGAUUAGCGGCGCUCCAACCAAGAGUGCGUUUCCUGGAUUUCACCCUUUGGCCGUUUUAGUUCGCUCCUCCUUUUGUUUUCUUCUCGGCCAUGCAGCCUUACAUGGUAAACAUCAAACUUUCGGCUCGGACCCUCACUGGGGCCCUUAACCCUCACAACAGAGGGGCGGCAGACUGGGGCUGGCAAGGACUGAUUGCAUAUGGAUGCCAUUCUCUCAUUCUGGUGAUUGACUCCAAAACAGCUCAGACCUUACAGGUUUUGGAAAAGCACAAGGCUACUGUAGUCAAGGUUAAAUGGGCUAAAGAAAACUACCAUCACAAUGUUGGAUCACCUUAUGCUUUGCGUUUGGCUACUGCUGAUGCUAGUGGAAAGAUAAUUGUUUGGGAUGUAGCUACAGGAACUGCUCGCUGUGAAAUCCAAGAGCAUACAAAACCAAUUCAAGACAUGCAGUGGUUAUGGAAUCAGGAUGCAUCUCGAGAUCUACUCCUUGCUGUUCAUCCUCCCAAUUAUAUUGUGCUAUGGAAUGCUGAUACUGGCACCAAAUUAUGGAAGAAAAGUUAUGCAGAAAACAUUCUUUCUUUUUCAUUUGAUCCUUUUGAUCCUUCAAAUUUAACAUUGCUUACAAGUGAGGGAAUAGUGUUUAUUUCAGACUUCUCUCCUUCUAAAGCUCCUAUCAGUUCAGGAAAAAAAGUAUACAUUUCCAGCCCUCAUUCUAGUCCUGUUCAUAAUAAGUUGGUAUCUGCCACAGGAGCUAAAAAGGCUCUGGACAAAGUAAAAAUCCUCAUCACUAAUGAAAAACCAAGUGCUGAAUCAGUAACAUUGAAUGACUGCCUUCAGCUAUCCUACCUACCUUCCAAGCGAAAUUACAUGUUAUUACUGUACCCAAGAGAAAUCUUGGUUCUGGAUCUUGAAGUCAAUCAGACAGUAGGUGUAAUAGCAAUUGAAAGAACAGGAGUGCCUUUUCUACAGGUAAUUCCUUGUUGCCAGCGUGAUGGAUUGUUCUGCCUACAUGAAAAUGGCUGUAUAACUCUGAGAGUUCGCAGAUCUACCACUAAUUUAAGUGCUGUACCAAAUGAAGAGUCAGCAGAUCCUGACCCCAUUCAGGAACUCAUCUAUGACUUACGAAGCCAGUGUGACGCCAUUAGGGUUACCAAGACAGUUCGCCCAUUUAGCAUGGUGAGCUGUCCAGUGAAUGAAAAUUCUGUAGCUCUUAUAGUCAGUGAUGGAAGAGUAAUGAUAUGGGAGCUGAAAUCCACCAUUUCAAGCCAAGGUAUACGUACCAGCCAUUCCAACAUAUCACCCUUGUAUUCACCUAUCUCAUUUUGUGGGAUUCCUGUUGGGACCUUGCAGAAUAAGCUUCCAGAUCUGUCACUGGAUAAUAUGAUAAGUGCACUGUCUACCGAAGAUCAAGCAAAAUGUUAUUGUUUGCAAGAAGUGCAUUUGAAGUUCAUUUUAACAGGACUCCUUUCAGGACUUCCUUUGCCUCCAUUUGCUAUUCGCAUGUGUCCACCUCUUACCACCAAAAAUAUUAAGCAAUAUCAGCCCCUGCUUGCUGUGGGAACAAGCAAUGGGUCGGUCUUGGUGUAUAAUCUUACUAGCGGAUACCUAUAUAAAGAAUUAAGCAUUCAUUCCUGUGAAGUCAAGGGUAUUGAAUGGACAGGCUUGAAUGGCUUCCUUUCAUUUGCUACAUCUACACCUAAUAAUUUGGGAUUAGUGAGAAACGAAUUGCAAAUGGUUGAUCUUCCCACAGGUAGGAGUAUUGCCUUUCGUGGCGAGCGAGGAAAUGAUGAACCAACAAUUGAAAUGAUAAAGGUGUCCCAUUUGAAGCAGUAUUUGGCAGUUGUUUUCAAAGAUAAGCCUUUGGAAUUAUGGGAUAUCAGGACAUGUACGCUUCUCAGAGAAAUGACUAAAAACUUCCCUACUAUUACUGCUUUGGAAUGGUCUCCUUCUCAUAAUCUGAAGAGUUUAAGAAAGAAGCAACUUGCAGCCCGUGAGGCGAUGGCGAGGCAAACAGUGGUAUCAGAUACAGAGCAGAGCAGUCUGGAGUCUUCAAUGAUCAGCUUGUUGCAGGAAGCAGAGUGUAAAUCUGAAUUAAGUCAGAACAUUUCUGCUCGGGAGCACUUUGUUUUUACAGAUACUGAUGGACAAGUUUAUCACUUGACAGUGGAAGGGAAUUCUGUCAAAGACAGUGCGAGAAUUCCUCCUGAUGGAAGUAUGGGCAGUAUUACAUGCAUUGCCUGGAAAGGUGAUACCUUAGUUCUGGGAGAUGUUGAUGGCAAUUUGAACUUCUGGGAUUUAAAAGCUAGGGUAUCCAGGGGCAUUCCCACCCACCGAGGCUGGGUGAGGAAGAUACGCUUUGCUCCUGGGAAAGGAAACCAAAAGCUGAUAGCAAUAUACAAUGAUGGGGCUGAGGUUUGGGAUACAAAGGAGGUCCAGAUGGUAAGCAGUUUAAGAAGUGGCAGAAAUGUCAGUUUCCGUGUACUUGAUGUUGACUGGUGCACAUCAGAUAAAGUGAUCUUAGCUUCAGAUGAUGGUUGUAUCAGAGUGCUAGAAAUGACAAUGAAACCUGCGUGCUUUAGAAUGGAUGAACAAGAAUUGUCAGAACCCGUAUGGUGCCCAUAUCUUCCUCCUCCAAGAGCAUCCUUAGCUUUAAAAGCUUUCUUACUUCACCAGCCUUGGGAUAAUAAGUAUUCUUUGGAUAUAUCAUAUAUCAAUUAUCCAGAAAAUGAAAAUAUUAAAAAUAUGUUACAAGAGCAGUUAUAUUCAUUGUCCAAUGAUGUCAAGAAACUUUUGCUUGAUCCAGAGUUCACUCUUUUGCAGCGAUGCUUAUUGGUUUCAAGGCUGUACGGAGAUGAAUCUGAACUACACUUUUGGACUGUUGCUGCCCAUUAUUUGCAUACUUAUUCCUGUAACAAAUCAUUAACCAUGAAGGCAGAAGAUGUACUUGCUUCUCAAGAAAACUCGAUCAGUCCGCUAGAUAUAUGUUAUGAUAUUCUCUGUGAAAAUUCCUAUUUCCAGAAAUUCCAGCUUGAAAGAGUCAAUAUUCAAGAAGUUAAAAGAUCAAAUUACGAUCACACAAGGAAAUGCACAGAUCAACUCUUGCUUUUGGGCCAGACUGACAGAGCUGUGCAGUUGCUUUUGGAAACCAGUGCUGAGAACCCUUAUUAUUAUUGUGAUUCACUCAAGGCAUGUCUUGUCACCACAGUUACUUCCUCAGGCCCUUCCCAAAGUACCAUUAAAUUGGUAGCAACAAACAUGAUUGCAAAUGGAAAGCUGGCAGAGGGUGUCCAGUUAUUGUGUUUAAUAGAUAAAGCUGCUGAUGCCUGUCGUUACCUACAAACCUAUGGGGAAUGGAAUCGAGCUGCGUGGCUUGCAAAGGUUCGCCUGAAUGCAGAAGAAUGUGCAGAUGUUUUGAAGCGUUGGGUGGAUCACCUUUGUUCUCCACAAAUCAAUCAAAAAUCCAAGGCAAUCCUUGUUCUACUUUCCCUGGGUUGUUUCAUGAGAGUGGCUGAGAUGUUACAUAGCAUGAGGCAUUUUGACCGAGCUGCAUUGUUUCUUGAGGCCUGCCUUAAGUAUGGUGCUAUUGAAGUUAAUGAAGAUGCAAAGAAAUUAAUCCAUGCAAUAUUUGCCGAUUAUGCCAGAAGUCUGAAGUCUCUAGGGUUUAAGCAGGCUGCUAUUUUGUUUGCCACAAAAGCAGGAGUACCAGGCAAAAAUCUGUUGAGUGAACUUGAACAACAGAAGGAGGGAGUCAAAGAAUGAGAACUCUUUUGAAGACAGCUAGAAGUUGUGAUUUCCCAUGGGAUGAGUCAUUGGUGCAAUAAUACUUAAGAAACAAAGAAGGUUUUUUUAAAAAAAAAAACGUAUCUUUUAUCACAAUAGAAAUAUAAGUAAAGAAUGUCUUGUAUUUUGUUUUAACAUUGGUAGAAACAGUUUUGGUAUUAAGCAAUGCUAUAUUGGUCUUUGACUAACAACUGUGUUGGUAAAAGCUUUUCAGCAACUGGUUAUUUAUCUUAAUGUAUGGUUUAAAAUUUGUGAACUAGGCUCAGCCCAAUAUUUUCCUGCUCCUUGUGAUUUAAGAUUGCCUCCACGUGUCCCAUGAAGUUAUACAAAUAAUACUGAAAAAAACCUUCACUGCACAAGUCCCACAGAUGUAUCCCAUCAUUCUUUGAAACCAUUGCAUCUGGUUUUUCUGUAUUGGUUUACAAUUACUUAUGGCAGUCAGCACUACAGCUAUACUGACGUUUCAUUGUGAAAUGUGCAUCUGCGGGAAAAUUCUUUUGCCCCAAACAAGUUGCAUAAAACUGAGUAAAUUCAGAAAGUAUCUCAAACAAUCCUGGAGACUAAUCAUAUAUAUAUACUUGUAGUUAUAUAAAGCAUCUGGUCUACCCCAAAAUGGGAGGGAGCAUACUGCUUCCCUUUCGCCUUUCAGCUCCAAUCCAGGAGCCCUCAAGCAGUCGCAUUCACAACAACCCAUUUUAUACCAAAUUUCUCCCCAGGCUCAAGCUGAUAAAGGGAGGAGAACUUGUGGUCAGAGGUUAAUACAACUGCCUAAUAUGGAGGCAGCCCAAGUUCGAAUCUGAAUAAGGGUAUGGCUAGCUGAUGAGAGCUAAAUAGCUUGAAAUAGAUCUAUACUAGUCUCCCUUUAUUUCUUAUCAGCAAAUAUAAAUUUGGUGUGUGUGUGUGUGUGUCUGUAGUUAUAUAAAACUGCAAAAUGGCCUUACACUAUUCUGUACAAAUUUCCUUUGAACAAAUAUAUAUAUUUGUUCAAUAUAUAUAUAACAAAUAUAUAUAUUUGUUCAACUAUAUAUUUUAUACGGUAUUGUUCAACUGCCAUUUUGCAGUUCCCAAACCUAGUUGACCAUGCCAUUUUAUUCCCAACGGAGGUAAAUCUUAGACAAAACAUUUGUAGUUUUUCUCCAUACACCUCAACUUGUGUUUAAUAAUUAAUAUUGUAAACCAGGGAAUUGGGAAAAAGUCAGGUACGAAAUUCUGAGGGAUCAACUGGUUGUCCUUUGCAAUAAUAAUAAUGUAAAAAAGGCUAUCAAGUUCAUCAUCCUGUUUAUCCCAACAGCCCAAAUCCUGAAGGGAGAAGCAUGCUGCUUCUGCCUUUGGAAGUAGCUUGACAGCAUCACAUAAAGUGAUUUCUUAUCAUUUAAUUUUCUAUGAACUUAUUUUAAUCUCCUUUAAAGCUUUCUAAAUAGUGGCCAUAAUAAAAGAGAACCAGAUUCAGAUGAUUUUGACUUAGUUGCAUUUAGUUUUACUCUAAUAGCUACUUAAUAGAUCUUUCUGUUUUAGCUUUUUAAUACUUUAUAUUGGUUCUUUCCAGUGUAUAUCAUUUCAUUAUUUGUGUUUAAUUAGAUACUUACAAAUAAACUACAAAUUGCCCCUUUUUGGUUGCUGAGGUUGUCAAAGCCUUCUAAUUCUAUUGGGCUGAUUAUCUUAUAAAAUGAAUUGGUAUGGUAUAAAUCUAAAUAUCAGAAUAUAUUCAGUCUUCGGAGCAGAGAGAGAUUACUAUAGCUGUAUCCAUCUUGAUAAGCCACUCCAUAAGGGCAUCAUUUAAAUCUAUGGUGAUAGGAAUAAAUUAAUAUAUAGCAGCUUUAAUAAAUUCUGCUUCCAAGCCCUCUGAAAUAAACUUACUUGUAGGAUCAUAUAUUAACCAAGGGUGUAUUAUAGCAUGGCAAGGCAUAUUUUAGCAUUUAAACUUGUCUACAAUAUUCAGUCGAAUGUGCUUGCUGUUAGGUUCUUUUUCAAUUUAAUGUUUAAAAUUUCACCAUUUGCAGUAGAAUUGAAGCUCUGCUGAUGUUAGCAAGCUGACAAUGAUUGAUUAUAAAAAUCAAUCAAUUAAUAGUGUUGUAUUGAAGGACUAUUGCGGAAAAAAAGUUUUUACUUGGAUCGCUACAGUUGUCCUGCUUAAUAGUAGUACAUUUGGAACAAUGAAGAAAUAGUGGAAAGGUAGAGGAAAAGCCCAGUAUUUCCUAUAAGUUUUCAGAGAGAAACACUUUUACACUUGGAUCGGUAAAUACUUCUGGUAAACUAGGUAAUCAGUUCUGGAUGUGGUGUAAAUGCAUGAGACUAAGAAUUCAUUUUAACGCUUGAAAUUUAAUCAGUCUCUAUAUCACACAAAGCAGUUCACAGAUUAGUAGAGUAGUGUAUGUUUUUAUACUUUAUGUUAUUUAACUGAUUUCAAGAGCACUGGGGUUUAAGGUUGAGAACACUUUAAUCCUGAGCUGUACAUUAUUUCAACCACAGGGGAUUUUUACUGUUUCAGGUCUCUUCGUUAACAAGGUAGCGUGAAUGGGUUAGUUAGUGAUAGUUUAUAAUGAGUAUGGUUGAAUUAAAAUAGCUGUUAAUCACAUGAAACUAAAGGUAAUUGGAUUUUAUAUAAAGCAUGUCUGAAAAUAACUAUUCAGAAGUUAUUUGUGGUAUCUGAGUCCAUUUAUACAGUAUUUCCAAUGCAGCGAUUUAGGAAAAUUCAGCAUAAAAGCAUUCUUUUCAAUUUUGCAAGACUUAAUUCAUUAAAUAUAUUUUUUUUAAAAUUUAAGUUGUAGCACAUUUAUAUGUUGUCAAUCAUAGCUGUUGUUCAGAUAAAUAAAUGUACUUGCAUACAGACAUAAUGCUGUAACUACUGUAUACUAUAAGUCAAUGCAAUAGGAAAUUAAGAUUUCACUUCAUUUGGAAAAAAGCAGAUAAAUGUAACUAUUCUCUUCUAAAUCAAGCCAUCACCAUCACGAGUACUGUGAAGCUUUAUACUGCCUGGUCAUGCUAAAAAUCUGUAUUAUUGCAUGCACAUGCCUAACUAGAUAAUUCAAGGGUAUUAACCACAUUUUCCUGACAACAGCUAGUAAAAAUGUAUAUGUUGUUAUUAUAUAAUGACAUUAGUGUUACCUUGCCUGCCCUCUACAAGCUACGAUGAAUCAUUGCGGAAGCCUGAUUUUCAGUUCUGAAUAUUACUCCCAGCUGUUUCUAUGUGACUUGAUAAGAAGGUAAACAUUAUAUGCAGACAAACUCUGCCUAUAAUGUCAAUUAGGCCUUUAACAAAAACCAUAUAAUAUUUGAAUGAAUGCUUUUGCUUCAAUGAAUAUUCAGAUAAAGCAGUGAUGGUGAACUUUUUAGGCACAGAGUACCCAAACUAGAAGGUAUGCGUGCGCAUGCACACCAGACCGCUGGAAAAUUGACAACCAGCUGGCAGGUGCACAUGCAUGCCUCAGAAACCCGAUGACCAGCUGGCAGGCGCACAGGCACGUCUCAGAAACCCAACGACCAGUUGACUGAGCUGGAGUGAUGGCGUGCGUGCCCACAGAGAGGGCUCUGCAUGCCAACUCUGGCACGUGUGCCAUAGGUUCGCUACCGCAGAGAUAAAGCAUCCUUCAUGAAGUAACAUAGCCGCUUCUUUUCUAAGUUACCAUUUUGCAUUACUUUGCUUUGCAGCCCGUCCCAGGCUUCUCUGCAGAGCUUGUAGUGUCUUCCAGGCUGGACACUUUCAUUAAAUACUAUGGGCAUUGCUGACACACCAAAGAAACCUACCAGAGGCCUUCCUGGUGUGCACCAAAGCUCUUCCAUGAUGGACAGAAUCAGAAUAUGCUGAAUUCCACCACAUGCAUUGAUGCUGUCCAACAUUGAAGCAUUUUGGCCAGUUCCAAGGAACUGUUUACUUCGGGCAAAAAACUUGUCAAUACAAGUCUAAAUGACUUUACAUAGGCCUAUUAAUCAGCUAGGUCUUGAGGAAAUACACAAUAGACUAGGUUUUAGAUGAAAAAAGGUACGCAUAAAAUAAAUAAAUGUAAGUAAAAUAAGUGUAAGUAACAUUCCUAGCUGUAUUCUGAGUAGUAGUUGUUUUACUGUGAAGUGGAGCUAAUAAAAUUAGCUAAUUGUUAAUUACAGCAUUUUAAAUUAGAUUAUUGUCAUUCCGGAAAUCUGUGUGAUGACAUUAGGCACUUUUAAUUGGUACUGUGUUGUUUAAAAUAAGCCUUACUUGUAUUACAUGUACACUUCAUAUGUUUACUACAAGUACGGAAUACUCAGAAGUAAAUCCAACUGGACAUAAUGGAUAUAUUUGCAAUUAUAUGUGUGUAGGAAUGCAGCCUUAUUGCAUUAUUUAUAUAUUUUGUACAAGUUGGAAAUUGUUUCCAUCAAAAUCUUGUUCAAAAAUGAAAAUUAUUAUUAAAUGUUUUGUUAUGUUGAAAAACAGAAAUUAAAAUCAAUUUUUAAAACUA